Chaetomium fimeti is the source of this 1348-nucleotide messenger RNA. RefSeq lists its product as uncharacterized. The transcript has a single exon. Gene Ontology annotation, molecular function: nicotinamide-nucleotide adenylyltransferase activity; ATP hydrolysis activity. Gene Ontology annotation, cellular component: cytoplasm; nucleus. Bases 96 to 1172 code for a protein of 358 amino acids. NCBI's taxonomy places the organism in Eukaryota, Fungi, Ascomycota, Sordariomycetes, Sordariales, Chaetomiaceae. The record is from RefSeq and is a predicted model, not a curated record.
GUUGGGGACCACGUGGGGGCGUUGGGUGAAACCCCGCCCCCUCUUUCUUUGCGCCCACUCAGCCAUUCCCGUCCGCUCGUUGAUACCGGAGCCGCAUGCCGACACGACAAAUAGGAGAAGACCCGACAUGUGAUCUGAUAAUGCAAUCCAACGAAUCGCCCGUACCCAAGCACUCGAUGCCUCCCAAUCCAUCAUUUUCAGCUCGCCCCGCUGCUGCCUUCUUCAGCCGAGCCCUCUCGUCAUUCCAGAGCUCCGGGUCCACGAUCCAAGUCAUCUGCACUGCCGCUCCGGCACUGCACCACAAAAACCACGAUCAUGGCCAUCCAACACCGCUCCCUCCCCGUUUCCCACCACAGAGCUUGGUUGUGCUCGAUUCUUCCUUCAACCCGCCGACGCGCGCGCACCUGCGCAUGGCGACAUCCGCGAUACAGGAACUCAUGCACAAGCAAAGCCAGAGGCCCGGCGCAUUGCGACUGUUGCUGUUGCUCUCGAUCAAUAACGCCGAUAAGGACGCCAAACCCGCCGCUUUCGAUAAACGGUUAGCCAUGAUGUGGGCGUUCGCAGGAGACGUGCAGCGCAGUUUGCAAGCGGACCCUGGGGAGGAGCAGGCGAGUUCGGAAGUAGAGCCACUGAGCGUCGACCUGGGCCUCUCCACGGCGCCUUAUUUUUACGAGAAGAGUGCCGCGUUGGCCGAGGGCGGUUUCUAUAAUGGGGAACGGGGCAUGGGCGGUAGCACCGAGACAGAGCAGGUCUUCCUCGUCGGGUAUGACGCCCUGGUUCGCAUAUUCGACCCGAAGUAUUACGGAUCUUUCGAUCCAGAAGACCAAGUCUCCACGGCCGGGACUCCGCCGAUACGGAAGGCGCUCGACCCGUUCUUCAACCGUGCCAAGCUGCGCGUGACAAUGCGGACAGGUGAUGAAUGGGGCGAGGCCGACGAACAGGCAGCGUACGUCGAUGACUUGCUGCAUGCGGGAGGUUUGAGUGAUAUAGGCGGCAGCACGAACUGGGGUAGUAGGAUACACAUGACCGAGGGACGCAAGCCCGGGGAGGAUGUUAUUAGUAGUACUUACGUGAGGGCCGCGGUAAAGGCUGGGGACUCCGAACAACUUAACCUAAUGGUUACCCCAGAAGUGAGAUGGUGGAUAGAGCAAGAAAGCUUGUAUACAGAGUGAGAUAGACAUGUUACGGCCAGAGUCACCCGCGUCUGUAAACUCCGGUCGACCUUCAUCCGCGGCCAUGGUUUAGGUUCGCCGGCGAUAUUCGGUAUCUAGGGUCUCAAAUAUCAGAUUCGGUUCCUAGAAGCAACUGAAACGGGCCAUUCCACAGCUCGUUCGGGCAAAUGCACACU